AUGGGGCGCCUGAGCGUGUCCCUGGUGAUUCUGUGCGCCAUAUCAGGUGCAGCGGCGCUCAAGGAGAGCUCCACAUAUCGUAUGGCAACGGAGUCACCCGAAGAUACCCCCUGGCAGGUCCUUUGCGACGACCUCGCCUCCAGCGGCCGCUCGCCCUCCCUGCGCAUCCGCGGCACCGAUCCUUCUGGUGCGUCGUUCACGACUGCCUACCGCCUCGCCAGCUGCCGCGGCGCCGCGCCGCUGUGGAGCGCGCACGUCACCAUCCAUGCCUGCGAUCACUGCAACCUUUCAGCGCUGCGCUCCGAGAUGCAGGGUCUGAGCGUGGCAUUUGACCAGGACGGCACCUCGUUUGAUCGCCUGCGGGUAACCAAGGCCGGCCGACCCUCGCCGCCGCUGUCCGCCGCCGCGCGCGCGGUGUGCGUGGAGGCGGCGCGCGCGGUCGCCGCCCGGCAUGGCGCCCGGAAGGCCGCAGCCACCGCGGCGCAGGCGGUGCAGCGGCAGCUGCUGCAGACGACGGGGCUGUCUGCUGGCGACGACCAGUCAGCGCGCGUCUGCAGCCCCUCUGACACAGUCAACUUUGACGUCACCUUGACGCGCGGCAGCGACGUCGUGGGUUCCCCCAACGUCGACCUCCCCGACGGUUUGACCCAGUCAAACUAUGCGGUGCAGGCAGACAAUCACAUCGUGUUCCUGGACAUCCCUGUGGGUGUUUACGAGAUCAAGAUCUGGGAGCUUGCGCAGCAUUGCCUGCCCUCGGGCGAAGCUGACACCGAUGCCGGGGGUAUGGCGAACACGAGUGUCGUCCUGUCUGUGCUGCAGGUCGGCAUCACCAGCAUCAAGAGCGCAGAGGGUGGCCCCACCCUCUACUUCAACGCAACCUCGGACGACCUGCCGUCCGAGGCAGCGCCGGCGUUCAGGAUCUUGCGCCUGGCGUUGUCCGACAACCUGACGUCCGAUGAUGUCACCUUCAUGAACGCCACCGUCACCCCCGCGUGCGAGUUUGUCAGCGCUGACGGGGCGGACGUUCUUUACAACUGCAGCAUCGCAUCCAGCGCGCAGGAUUUGACGUGGGACGUGCUCGGCAGGCCGGAUGAGGACGCGUGCAAGAAGACUGCCACGGUGGAGACGCGCGCAAUGGACCUGGGUGUCAGUGUGCCGGCCACUUUGGCACCCGCCGCGCCGCUGUGCAACGCGCAGCUGUCCUGGACCACCCAGCUUCCGGCCAGCUUCAGCGUCAACCCCGCGUCCGGCUUCACCGUCGCGCUCGCUGAUGUCAGCGUCAACGGCACCGCGUGCGGGGUCAACAUGGAGCAGGGGCGCAUCGACUGCUUGAUUCCAGUGGGAGUCACGGCGGUCGAGGUCACCGUGACCAAGAAUGGCUUCAGUGCGAGCAACGUCACCGUCUUCAAUGCCCCGCACGUCAGCUACUCGCUCGGCGGUUUUGCUCGCGAGAGCUCCAUUGUGAUCGAGUCCGGCCUGGUGGGGCAGGCCGUGAUUGAUGUGUACGUCAGUGGCGGGCUGACGCAGGAUGACGUCACCUCUAGCUAUGACGGCUGCGCCUUCAACAGCAGUGGUGCAGAGGGCGCCCUCACCUAUGUGUGCAGCAACCUGCAGAUCGGCAACACAGAGAUCACAUUCUCGGCCAACAAGGACGGUUGCCCUGUGAGCGACACUGUGGCAGUGUCUGUUGAGCUCCAGAUGUCGGCCGGCCCGGACCAGUCCGUGCGCACCUGCGACCCGUCCACCACCUUUGCCUUCAACGUCACCGUGGCGCGCGGCAGCGCCGCCGUGGGCCCCCUCAAGGUCAACCUGCCUGAGGGUUUGACCGAGUCAAACUACUUUGGCCCCGUUGCCUUGGACGAGGGACGCGAGCUGAUCAUGUUCCAGGACAUCCCAGUGGGCUCUCACGAGAUUCAAAUCUGGGCGGACACGGCGAAAGGCAACGUCAGCGACUCGGUGGUGCUGUCGGUCCAGCAGACCGGCACCAUCACCAUCGAGGGGGCCGACGGGACCCUCCUACACUACGCCGCAACCUCGGACAACCUGCCGUCGCCGCUCAACCCGGUGGCUACCGACUUGCGUGUGGUGAUGACCGGCAGCCUGACACCCGAUGACGUCAGCUUCCUGAACGCGUCUUCCAGCCCCGAGUGCGUCUUUGUCAGUGCGGAGGGCGCCGACCUGCGCUACCGCUGCAGCCUCACCUCCAGCCAUCAGACGCUGGCGUGGGGCGUGCUUGGCGGCGCGAGGGGAGCGUGCACCAAGACCGCCACGGUGGAGACGCGCGCGAUGGACCUCCGCGUGAGCCUGCCGGCCACCUUGGCGCCCGCCACGCCGCUGUGCAACGCACAAACGGUGUGGGCAACCCAGCUUCCGGCCAGCUUCAGCGUCAACCCCGCAUCCGGCUUCAGCGUUGCGCUCGCUGAUGUCAGCGUCAACGGCAGCGCGUGCGUGGUCAACGCGGAGCAGGGGCGCAUUGACUGCGUGGUCCCCGCCGGCAACACACUAGUCGAGGUCACCGCGACCAAGAACGGCUUCACGGCUAAAAACACCACCGUCUUCAGCGUGCCGCACGUCAGCUACUCCCUCAGCGCCGCGGCCCGCCAGAGCUCCAUCGUGAUUGGGUCCGGCCUGGUGGGGCAGGCCGUGGUGGACGUCCAAAUCGCAGGCGGGCUGACCCGUGAUGACGUCAUCCCUAGCCGCGGCGGCUGCGCCUUCAACGGCAGCAGUGUGGAGGGCACUCUCACAUACGUGUGCAGGGACCUGCCAAUCGGGAGCACAGAUAUCACAUUCUCUGCCAACAAGACAGGCUGCGCUGUGGCCGCCGUCGUGUCAGUGUCUGUCGAGCUGCAGAUGUCAGCCGGCCCGGACCAGUCCGUGCGCACCUGCGACCCGUCCACCACCUUUGCCUUCAACGUCUCUGUGGCGCGCGGCAGCACCGCUGUGGGCCCCCUCAAGGUCAACCUGCCUGAGGGUUUGACCAAGUCAAACUACGACGGUCCCUUCAAUGCGUCUGCGGGGCAGGAGCUGAUCAUGUUCAAAGACAUCCCAGUGGGCUCUCACGAGAUCCAGAUCUGGGGUGCGCAGCCGCGGACGGAUUGA
Monoraphidium neglectum is the source of this 3099-nucleotide messenger RNA. RefSeq lists its product as hypothetical. The record is from RefSeq and is a predicted model, not a curated record. NCBI's taxonomy places the organism in Eukaryota, Viridiplantae, Chlorophyta, Chlorophyceae, Sphaeropleales, Selenastraceae. The coding region runs from base 1 to 3099 and encodes 1032 amino acids. The transcript has 14 exons.